ACCGUCAGUAAUUCCUGUUUUAAAUAAUAACACUACAAGAUGAGUUUAUACAAGGCAUUUACAAGGCAUUUUAUCGUGCUUUUUAUUAAAAGCUGAAAGGGACUGAAAAACGCGUGCUUAUUUUAUCAGAUCAUAGUUGGCUCUUCGUCUAUGCACUCUUUGGUUGAAUCAGUAGUUUACUUACUUCCGUUCACUUCUAACGUACUGCGUUAAAAGAAAAUAAUGAGGUGACAUUUAGUUCUCAAACUGUGUAGCAUGGCGAGUCUGUUGGGUAAAGUGGAUGAGGCUCGAACCGGCGGUGUGCGGGUAGAAAACACAUCUGGACGGAGACAUCAGCCCGCUGCGACUGGCACUGCCAGCAAAGAGGGCAAAAAGAAGAAGAAACACCCUACUAAAGAGAAAACCAAAACACAACCUGAGGUCAAGAAAAGAGGACACCCCAGCACUCCCUCCAACUCCGAUGAUUCAGAGAAACAGCAGACAGAGCAGUGGACCAGCACAGAGAAGAACAGUGACCAGAAGCAGUCCAAAGGCCACGUUAAAGAGAGGGGCUCCAGGAAUUGUCGAAAAAGUAAAACUACUCAAACUGUUGUAGAAGAAGCACCAGCUCCACCUAAGGAGGAAGAAACAGAAGUUAUCAUUCAGACACAGGACAGCCUGAGGUGGGAAGGGGUUCUAGAUGAUCCAGUUGCCGAAGCGGAACGUCUUGAGGUCUACAAAGCUAACCGGCGCAAACGCUACAUGGCGUUCAGGCCGACACUUGUCGAUAACAUUCAGCUUGACUUAGGUUCAGGCUCAAAUGCUCCUAUAAUGGGGUUAGCUUGCAAGCAUGGCACAACAGCAAAUAUUUUGUAGCUCUAGCCUUAUAUAUUCAUCUCUAGUGGUGUACCACAAUGUACUUUACUCUACUACCAAUAUUGCUUCAAGCUACCCAUCAUUUGUCAUUAUAACCCUGUAACCCUCAUAGAACCUUAUUCAGACAGUGACCAGAGGCGAGGACCCAUGCUGCUGUGCGACACCCAUUCUACCAGCUGUGCCACUGUACCACCCUGAAACAGAGAUCAUCUUUGUUUUUCCAGCUUAAGUGUAUUUAACCCCAUAGAUCAUAAAGCCUAAGCUUAACAGAG
Molecule: messenger RNA, 1127 nt
Organism: Trichomycterus rosablanca
Lineage: Eukaryota; Metazoa; Chordata; Actinopteri; Siluriformes; Trichomycteridae
Gene: liat1
Product: ligand of ATE1
Exons: 2
Coding region: 256-855 (199 amino acids)
Biological process (GO): protein arginylation
Source: RefSeq, a predicted model, not a curated record